AUGAAGAAAAUUGAUAAUUAUAAAUAUGACAAUAAAGACUAUUUAGGGAAGGGUUCGUUUGGAAAGGUCUACAAAGGGAUUAUGAUAGAUAAAAACUAAGAGGUCGCAAUUAAAAGUAAAGAUUCAUCAACUAAAAUAGUAAUGAACAUGUCAUAAUUUUAAGGCAAAACUAUGUUGAUAUCCUUGGAAACUGAAAUUACUGUAAUGAAACAGUUUCGACAUGAAAACAUAGUUGAAUUAAUCGAUGUUUUUGGGGAUGAUAAAUACACUUACAUGAUAAUUGAAUUAUGUGAUGGAGAUCUGAGAAAUUACAUUAAAUCGAAAGGAGGAAUUUUGGAAGAGGCAGAAGCUCUUGGAGUGUUAAGACAAUUUAUGUCAGGAUUUUAGGAAAUGAUUAAGAAAGGGUAUAUUCAUCGAGAUAUAAAGCCAGAGAAUGUUCUUUAUAAAGGGAACUGUUUCAAAAUUGCAGAUUUCGGAUUUGCAACAAAAGCUGACAUUAACAACAAUGUUAAGAUUUUUAAGUAGUCUGUUGGAACUCCUCUCUAUAUGGCUCCACAACUCUUAGAAAAACAUGCUUACACUGCCAAAAGUGACAUAUGGUCAAUUGGAAUCAUGGCGUAUGAGAUGGUUUAUGGUAAAUAACCAUGGCCUUGCAGAGAUAUUCCUUCAUAUGCAUUUAACAUAAAAAAUCAACCAUUGAAGUUUCCUGUUGAUAUUAGAGUGUCUGAUGAAUAUUAAGAUUUUAUUAAGCAAUGUUUAAAGAAGGACGAGAAAGAUAGGAUUUCAUGGGACCAGUUGUUUUAACAUGUGAUACUGAAUGAAAUAGAGAGGAACUAUGUAAUUAUGAUUAUUCUAUUUAUAGAAAAUGGAGAACCCUUUAGAUUAAGAGUGCCAGAGGAUCUUAGCUUAAAUAUAGAAGAUAGUUUAGAGCAGAGGCUUGGAUGUUUUUGUGUAGUUCCAGAAGUAUGAUAAGGAUGAGGGAGGUUCAUUGGAUUUUUCAGAAUUUUUCACUUUUUUGAUAUAAUUGGAUCCAAAAUUAACUGGAAAAGAAAUAAAGUUAUUGUUUGAGAAAAUGGAUAUAAACAAGGACGAAACAAUAGGAUUUGAGGAAUUUAAAAGGAUAUUCUUUGAUUAUGAUUAUGUGAAGGAGGAUUUUGCUGAAAGAAUCAUAAUAGACUUAAGGGAAAUAAUUAGAGCGAAUAAUUUGAAAGUAGAAGACAUCUUUGCUAAGUAUGAUAAAGAUCAAAUGGGGGACUUGGAUUACGAGGAAUUCAGUUUUAUGAUUAAGGAGAUAGCAAAGGACAUCAAAGAUGAUGAUAUCCAAGCUGUAUUUAUGUUGAAUAUGUUUAGAUCUUUGCUAAAUUUGAUACGAAUAAUGAUAGGACCAUCAAUAUCGAUGAAUUCAGAGAAUAAUUGAUAGUAAAACAGGACACUCAAAAAUAUUAAAUCAAAGAGAACUUAAUUUAAGUAAGAUUACAAUAUAAUGAUCAUAGAAUUUUAUUAAGGAUUUGAGAAGGAUAGUGGCUGACAAUAAGAUUGACAUUGAAUUGAUAUUCAAGAACUUUGCUAAGAGUAUGAGAGAGGAAAUGAAUUAAACAGAAUUCUCAAAAUUGUGUUUAGUUAUAGAUAGAAGAUUGAAACCAUAUGAGAGGGAAUAAAUAUUCAAAUAUUUGAACUUAAAUGAUAGGGAUGGGAUUACACUUGAUGAAUUUUCACAAAUAUUUAAGUGA
Paramecium octaurelia is the source of this 1730-nucleotide messenger RNA. The record is from the annotation of a GenBank genome assembly. NCBI's taxonomy places the organism in Eukaryota, Ciliophora, Oligohymenophorea, Peniculida, Parameciidae.